This is a messenger RNA of Thelazia callipaeda (thelaziosis nematode), 1269 nucleotides long. The record is from the annotation of a GenBank genome assembly. Lineage: Eukaryota; Metazoa; Nematoda; Chromadorea; Rhabditida; Thelaziidae.
AUGCAGACAUUUGUGUUGCUGCUUUCCAUACUACCAAUAAGCCGUUCCUACGAUGGUGAGACAGUUUCUGUGGUAGCAAACGAUGUAAGUAGAAAUGAAAGAAAGUUCAUAAUUUAUGAUAUUAAUUAUGGCGAAGGAUUCAAUUUACGUCGAGAUGUUUUUAUGAGAAUUGCUAGUACAGUAAGAAUUUUACGAGAGAAUGGUCAUAAUUACGCACUAGUAUUGCCUCCAUGGGGUGGUCUUUAUCACUGGCGCAGAAGUCAUUUCAAAGUCCCGUGGUCGAAGUUUUUCCACAUCAGAAGUAUCAAUGAACUCGUUCCUUUGAAAUAUGAAAGAUCUUUUUUCGGCUUUAUUCCAGAAACGAACUACGAUGCAAUUGACCAAGUACUUUAUCUUCAAAAUUAUGCAGAAGGUUGGGAAAGCGGAAAAUAUGAAAUUAAAUAUGAUCAGCGAGAUUGUAUCAAUGGCGAUCGCCAUUAUAAAUUUAUUGGUGGAGUAUGGAAAGGGUGGUUUUUUGCAUAUGAUAAUGUUCAUGCUCGCAAUUUUACAUGCAUUUCAAUACAAGGUGAUUCGGAAACACUAGCUGCUAUGAUUCAAAAGAAUUAUUCUCAUGCUAAUUCAUUGAUGAUUGAUCGUGCAGAAACCGUGCUUCAUGCACAUUUUGGUGAUUUUCACUACUGGGAAGCGAGACGUUCUAUGCGUUACGCAAAACAUCUUCGGCUUAUCGCUGAUAAAUUUAGGCAAGAACGGCUGAAUUCAAACGAUGCAAAAGAUAGGACUGUACUUCCCGAUUCGUGGAAAACAACCAGAAAGAAGCAUGGUGAAGCUCAAGGAGGAGAUUACAUUUGUGUUCACUGGAGACGUCGCGAUUUUGUUUCAUCUCAUGGUGCUGAAAUACCUUCUAUUAACGGCACUGCUAAGCAGAUUCUUGCCAUUUUGCGAGCACAAAAACUUAUGACUGUAUAUUUGUCUACUGAUGCUCCUCCCAAUGAAGUUGAUGCCCUCAUCGACCUACUGCCAUCUACUGUACGAGUGGAGCGAUUCUCAGAUGAGUCAUCUCUAAAUGACGGAGAAGUCGCUAUUGUUGAUCAGUGGAUAUGCGCACAUGCCCGGCACUUUACUGGGACACAUAUGUCCACUUUUUCAUAUCGAAUACAUGAAGAUAGAGAAAUUAUUGGGUUCGAACCUGAGCAAACUUUCAAUAGAUUAUGUCCCGAUGAUAAUGACCAUUGUAAACAACCCUCUGAGUGGACUAUUGUUUACGAAUGA